Messenger RNA from Aethalodelphis obliquidens (Pacific white-sided dolphin), 2888 nucleotides. It is a transcript of the gene DEUP1, whose product is annotated as deuterosome assembly protein 1. The coding region runs from base 1 to 2325 and encodes 774 amino acids. Gene Ontology annotation, biological process: de novo centriole assembly involved in multi-ciliated epithelial cell differentiation; centriole replication. Lineage: Eukaryota; Metazoa; Chordata; Mammalia; Artiodactyla; Delphinidae. The record is from RefSeq and is a predicted model, not a curated record. The transcript has 18 exons. Gene Ontology annotation, cellular component: deuterosome; centriole.
AUGGCAGAACCAUCUCCAGCAUCGCAUCUGCCUUCCAGGAAGGGAGCAGAGGAAGGGCAAUGGAGUUCUUCCAUCCAAGAAGCAAAUGAAUGUUUAUACACCAGUAACCGACAGUUAUUGGUUGAAGGUUGCUCCUGGGACGGCUUCAAUUCCCUGUCACUGCUGGCCUAUCACACAGGAGGCAAAGAGGACUCCAGUAGCAAGAGAAGACACUUAGGCAAAGAAAUGCAGGUUCUGUCCACUGGAAGUCAGGCUGAGUGCCCUGAAGUGAAAUGGAGUGGACUGGAGUGGGAGCAGGUUUGUGGCACAGGGAGUCUAGCAUUCUGCUUUGAACUUGUGAAGAUUGAGAUGCCUAUAGACGCCUAUGGGAAUGAGAGACAGUUGACUAAAGAGCAGGCUGACACCACAGACAUGUCUACAAAACUGAAGUCUGAGGCCUCAACAUCUACCUGCUUAUCCAGGCUGAAUGACUGGAUUUAUACCAGGUCCUUGCGGAAUGCUUCAGCUUCUAUGAAGGAGAACCCUGCCCUGGGAGCACUUAGCAAUCUCUCCAACUCUCGAGUUUCUCCUUGUGAGGCUGAGCUUCAGGAAUUAAUGGAACAGAUUGACAUCAUGGUAAACAACAAAAAACUGGAUUGGGAAAGGAAGAUGCGGGCUCUGGAGACACGAUUAGAUCUUCGGGAUCAAGAGUUGGCAAGUGCACAAACUUGUUUAGAACAGAAAGGUCAAGAGGUGGGGUUACUUAGACAGAAGUUGGACAGUUUGGAAAAAUGUAACUUAGCAAUGACUCAGAAUUACGAAGGACAACUACAAACCCUAAAAGCUCAAUUCUCCAAACUAACUAAUAGCUUUGAAAAACUGAGAUUACACCAGAUGAAACAAAAUAAUUUUCGACAAAAAGAAGUACCACACGUCAAAGAAGAAAUACCCUUUGAACUGAGCAAUUUGAACCAGAAAUUAGAGGAAUUUAGAGCAAAGUCAAGAGAAUGGGACAAGCAGGAGAUACUAUAUCAGACUCAUCUGGUUUCUUUAGAUGCUCAACAAAAAGUAUUAUCUGAGAAGUGUAAUCCAUUUCAGAAACAGGUGCAAAGUUACCAAACUCCACUAAAUAGUAAAAAACAGGACAUAGAAGAAGACAGCAGCUCUGAAAUUCCUUGGAUAUGCGAACCAGAUACCAGUUGUGAAACCAAUGAAAGAGAUGAGUUCAUUAUUGAAAAAUUAAAAUCAGCUGUGAGUGAAAUAGCGCUAAGCAGGAAUAAGUUACAAGAUGAAAAUCAGAAGCUCUUACAAGAACUGAAAAUGUACCAAAGACAGUGCCAGGCCAUGGCAGCAGGACUCUCAGAGGUGAAAAGUGAGUUACAAUCACGUGAUGAUCUCUUGAGAAUUAUAGAAAUGGAACGAUUGCAGUUGUACAGAGAAUUGUUAAAACUAGGAGAGUGCCAAAGUGCUCCAGAAAAUAAAAAAAGACUUGAAUCAUCUUAUUCACCAUCUAUUAAAGAAUCAGAAAAACAACGGAAAGAGCUGUUUGCAGUGACCCCAGAUCAACCAAAUCAUGAAAAAGAAUUGAACAAGAUAAGAAGCCAACUCUAUCAGGAGGAAGAGUACCAUAGCUCUGAGCAGGAAAGAAUGAGGAAUGAAAUCUCUGACCUAACUGAGGAGCUUCAUCAGAAGGAAAUCACUAUAGCAACUAUCAUGAAGAAAGCUGCCUUUCUGGAAAGACAGUUAAAAAUGGAGUUAGAAAUAAAAGAGAAAAUGUUGGUGAAACAACAGGUCUCAGAUAAGAGAGAGAAAGCUGUCAGAAUUGAAAACACACACCUGAAAGGCAUGAUGGGAGAUUUAGACCCUGGAUGGUACAUGACAAACGGAAUUACUGAUAUAAAGAGUAUGGACUUCACUAACAGGGAACAUGCAAGGCAUACAUCUAUUAACAAACUGGAAUAUGAGAAUGAAAGGCUCCGAAAUGAUCUUGCAAAACUUCAGGCCACUGGAAAAUCAGCAUGGGCUAACCAAAAUACCUACAAAGAAACAGGAAGAUUUAGCCACGAUCGUGAGCCAAACAGAAGUGCAACACCUUCGUUGCCACUUUCGCCAUUUCAAACCAAAGAAAUGACAAGUCCUUUGGUUAGUGAUGAUGAAGUAUUCCCAAUGUUGCCCCCAGAUAUAGCCUUCCCCACUUCUUUGGCCGCACAGCAUUUCUUUCUGGAGGAGGAGAAGCGAGCAAAAGAACUUGAAAAACUUCUGAAUACACAUAUUGAUGAACUGCAAAGACACACAGAAUUUACUCUUAAUAAACACACCAAGCUAAAACAAAACAGACACAUAUGAGCUUUUAAACUUUUUUAUUUGCUUCGCCCACCCCAAGGAAAAAAGCUCUGGCAAAAUAGUUACAAAGCUGAUUCGUGAAACUGAGAAAUUUUGUUCUGUUUUCCUGAGUAAAUCAUUUCUGUAAGGCAGCUAGAAAAUAGUAUUUUGUUCAAUAAAGCUGUUUGUAUUUCUGCAUUAACAAACAAAUUGUUCAGCUACAGUUACUCUAAAAUAAACAUGACUUCUCCAAAAGAGAUUUUUUUCUCCAGUCUGAGGAAUAGUUUGGAAUUAAAUAUGCAGUUUUUUCCCACCUGAAUCAUGUAUACUGAAACCCAUUUCCUCUGUAACAACACAUGAUGAGGGAAAGGGACACACUAUAUUCUAAAUACAAACGGAUCAAGUGCAGCUCUGUUGUACUAGGUUUCAAAACCCAAUGAUUUUUUGAAAUGAAUAGCUAUGUAAACAUCCUAACAUUUCUUUUAGGAAAAAAAGAUACAGCUUACUGUUGCUGCAUUCAUCUUUGUAAUGUCUCUCUGUUUUUUGUUUGUUUGUUUGUUUUGUGGUACGCGGGCCUCUUACUGUUG